This is a messenger RNA of Zophobas morio, 1224 nucleotides long. RefSeq names its product S-adenosylmethionine-dependent nucleotide dehydratase RSAD2-like. NCBI's taxonomy places the organism in Eukaryota, Metazoa, Arthropoda, Insecta, Coleoptera, Tenebrionidae. The coding region runs from base 84 to 1088 and encodes 334 amino acids. Gene Ontology annotation, cellular component: endoplasmic reticulum membrane; lipid droplet. Gene Ontology annotation, molecular function: catalytic activity; 4 iron, 4 sulfur cluster binding. Gene Ontology annotation, biological process: defense response to virus. The record is from RefSeq and is a predicted model, not a curated record. The transcript has 4 exons.
ACACGUUACCUGUAUAAAUACAGCAACCUUCAAAAUGCGCAUUUAAACACAGUUCACAGUCGCACCAGUGCAACAUUAAAAAAAUGGAGUUCUAUUUUCUCGAUUUCGACGAAACCGUCAUAAUUUUGUCGAUGUCGCUACUACUAACGUUGUUUUUUUACGGAAAACAAAUCCAACCUUUUAAGUGUUUCGAAAGUGCGCACAGCGGAAUUGUCCCAAAAAGUGUGAAUUAUCAUUUCACCAGAAAAUGCAACUACGAGUGUGGGUUUUGCUUCCAUACGGCCAAAACGUCGUUUAUGUUGAAUUUGGAGACGGCGAAAUUGGGUUUACAAUUAUUAAAAAAUGCGGGAAUGGAAAAGAUUAAUUUCAGCGGCGGAGAGCCGUUCCUGCCUCAGCGAGGGCGCCAUUUGGGCGAAAUGGUAAAAUAUUGCAAAACCGUCCUAAACCUACCCUCGGUUUCGAUAGUGUCGAAUGGGUCCCUAAUUUCGGAAAAGUGGUUCCAAACUUAUGGACAGUUUGUGGACAUUAUGGCCGUAUCGUGCGACUCUUUCAACGAAGACACCAACAAGACGAUUGGCCGCUACCAGAGUAACAAAAACCACAUAGAGCAGCUGCUAAGAGUGCGAAAUUGGUGCCACGACUACAACGUUCUCUUCAAAUUGAACACCGUGGUCAACACUUAUAACAAAGACGAAGACAUGAAUGAAGAAAUACUGAAUAUAAAUCCGGUGAGGUGGAAGGUAUUUCAGUGCUUGCUUCUCGAGGGUGAGAACGCCGGCCCCGACGCCCUACGAAACGCAGAACGAUUUUACAUAGACGACGCCACUUUUGAAAAGUUUUUAGAACGGCACAAACACGUUGGAUGUUUGGUUCCAGAAUCCAACACCAAAAUGCAAAACAGCUAUCUGAUUCUCGACGAAUAUAUGAGGUUCCUGGACUGCACUGGCGGUUCCAAGGUUCCGUCAAAGUCAAUUCUGGAUAUAGGUGUGGAAAACGCCUUAUUGUUCUCUGGGUUUGACGAAGCCAUGUUCAAGAAGAGAGGGGGGUUUUAUAAAUGGUCCAAAGAAGCGGAAAAGUACAGCUGGUAGAGUAGUGUUGAUUUAAAAAUUGUUACUUAAGUUUUAUAUUGUAAUCUCAUUUUAUACUUAAAUUAAGUAUUUUUCGUAUUACGUGUACGUAAUAAUUUUAUAUACGUUACAAAUGAAUAAAUUUUGAAACUAGUUA